GUUGGCUGUCAGCUGUUGGAAGUAUCUCAGCAAAAUACCGCUUGGUGACUUUAAAGACAGCGGUUACCCACCUGGUCCCCCCAAAGAGCCUGGAGAAACAGCUUCUGGGGCCCAUUGAGGAAAAAGUGGGAUCAGGAUCAACACACGCUUACUGUGACGUACUGAAUGGAGAACUUUCUCCCUUUGAACUUUGCGUAAUAAAGUCAUUUUGCUCACAUUGGAGAUCGCUUGUUCGGCCACGAUGGCCUUUCAGGACCUUCUGGAUCAAGUUGGAGGCUGGGGGAGAUUCCACAUCCUUCAGAUAGUUUUCUACAGCAUCUUCAACCUCAUAGCGUACCCUCACGUUUUAUUGGAGAGCUUCACUGCAAUCGUCCCUGGUCACCGCUGCUGGGUCCACAUCCUCGACAAUGACACGGUCUCUGCUAACAGCACUGGGAUCCUCAACCAAGACGCCCUCCUGAGAAUCUCCAUUCCACUGGACUCAAACCUGAGGCCAGACAAGUGUCAUCGCUUCCUCCACCUGCAAUGGGGGCUCCUUCACCUGAAUGGGACCUUCCCUAACACAAAUGAGCUGGACACGGAACCCUGUGUGGACGGCUGGGUGUAUGACCAGAGCUCCUUUCCCUCCACCAUCGUGACGGAGUGGGACCUGGUGUGUGAAUCUCAGUCACUGAAAUCAGUGACCAAAUUCUUAUUCAUGGCUGGCAUGUUGGUGGGAAACAUCAUAUUUGGCCAUUUAUCAGACAGGUUUGGGAGGAAGUUAAUUCUCAGGUGGUGUUUCCUCCAGCUCGCCAUUACUGACACCUGUGCAGCCUUCGCACCCACCUUCUUCAUUUAUUGCACCCUACGCUUCUUGGCUGGCUUUUCUACCAUGACCAUCCUGACAAACUCUGUGAUGCUCAUUGUAGAAUGGACAGUGCCCCAAUUCCAAGCCACGGGAAUAGCAAUGACCAUCUGUGGUGCUUGCGUAGGACAGAUGAUCCUGGGAGGACUGGCUUUUGCCAUUCGAGACUGGCAUACCCUUCAGCUGGUGACUUCUGUACCAUUAUUUGUCCUUUUUCUUUCCUCAAGGUGGCUGAUGGAGUCUGCUCGGUGGCUGAUUAUGACCAACAAACCCGAGGAGGCCUUAAAGGCACUUAGAAAAGCUGCACUCUGGAACGGAAGGAAGAAUGCUGGAGACGCCCUAACCAUGGAGGUUUUGAGGUCCAGCAUGCAAGAGGAGCUAGAGGCAGCACAGAAAAAAAUUUCUCUGCGUGACAUAUUCCGCACGCCUACACUGCGCAGGAGGAUCUGUUUGAUGUCCUUCGUGAGAUUUUCAGUCUACAUGUCUUUUUAUGGCCUGAUUCUCCACAUCCAGCACAUUGGAGGCAAUGUUUUCCUGUCCCAGGUUCUCUUUGGCCUAGUCAACAUCCCAUCCGGUUAUAUUGCGGUUUGGGCACUGAAUCAUAUAGGCCGUCGAAUAUGCCAGAUGAUUUUCUUUUUCUUCCUUGGAAUCUCCAUUCUGAUCACCACAUUUCUGCCCAAAGAAAUGCAGACCCUGCGUCUUUCUUUGUCAUCCCUGGGAGUCAGUGUUUCUGCGGCAGCUGUUGUGAGUUCUUCUACCCAUGGAAACGAACUAAUCCCUACCGUAAUCAGGGCAACCGUUACAGGAAUCCUGGGGAUUGCUGCUUAUAUUGGGGCAGCGCUGUCUCCCCUCUUGAUGAUCCUAACUGUGUAUUCCCCCCACCUGCCCUGGAUCACGUAUGGAAUCUUCUCCAUCCUCGCUGGUCUUAUUGUCUCACUCCUUCCUGAAACCAGGAAUCAACCUCUGCCUGACUCCAUCCAGGAUGUGGAAAAGGAGAGAAAAGCCUCAAGAAAAGUAAAGCAGGAAGAUCCCUUCAUGAAAGUGACACAGUUUUAAGGAAUUCCAGGAAAUAACUGCCACUCAAAGAGUAAGAUAGAAGAAGGAAAAUCAGGACUAUUCCCAGAAAUUGGAAAAGUUUGUAAAAUAAAAUAAAAAGAUAGAAUGGAAUAACAGAUCCCAUCUACGAUUGCAGGACUAAGUAACUAUGGAUAAAAUAUCUACAAUCAAUCAAAAUAAGAAGUUUGAGAAAAGUCGUAAUACUUUUGAAAAAAGAUUUUAUUAUCCAAGUCUAGUUGACAUACAACAUUAUACUCAUUUCAGGUACACCACAUAGUGAUACAAUUCUGUAUAUUAAAAGUCAUAAUAUUUUUAAAGGAAUCAUAGUAAAAUAUAUGUAAAAUUGUAGACCUCCAGCAUGUUUCUGGAUAGAAAGAUGGGAUAGUAUUAAAGACACUGAUUCUUGAUUCCAAAACCAAAGACCCCACUAAAAAGGAGAACGACAGACCAAGAUCCCUGAUGAACAUGGAUGCAAAAAUUCUCAACAAGAUACUAGCCAGCCGGAUCCAAUAAUACAUUAAAAGAAUUAUUCACCACGAUUAAGUGGGAUUUAUACCUGGGAUGCAGGGCUGGUUCAAUAUCCACAAGUGAAUCAAUGUGAUACAUCACAUCAAUAAAAGAAAGGACAAGAACCACGUGGUCCUCUCAAUAGAUGCAGGGAAAGCAUUUGACAAAAUACAGCAUCCUUUCUUGAUGAAAACCCUCAAGAAAGUAGGGAUAGAAGGAUCAUACCUCAAGAUCAUAAAAACCAUAUACGAGAGACCCACCGCUAGUAUUAUCCUCAAUGGGGAAAAACUGAGAGCUUUCUCCCUAAAGUCAGGAACAUGACAGGGAUGCCCUCUCUUGGCACUGUUAUUCAGCAUAGUGUUGGAAGUCCUAGCCUCAGCAAUCAGACAACACAAAGAAGUAAAAGGCAUCCAAAUCGGCCGGGAGGAAGUAAAACUUUCGUUCCUCGCAGAUGACAUGAUACUCUAUGAAAAACCCAAAAAAAUCCACCAAAGACUGCUAGAACUGAUCCAUGAAUUCAGCAAAGUCGUAGGAAAUAAAAUCAAUACACAGAAAUUGGUUGCAUUCCUAGACACCAAUAAUGAAGCAACAGAAAGAGAAAUCAAGGACUCAGUCUUUGACAAAGCAGGAAAGAAUAUCCCAUGGAAAAAAGACAGUCUCUUCAGCCAGUGGUGUCGGGAAAACUGGACAGCGGCACGCAGAAGAAUGAAUCUGGACCCCUUUCCUACACCAGACACAAAAAUAAACUCAAAAUGGUUGAAAAACCUAAACAUAAGGCAGGAAACCAUCAAAAUCCUCGAGGAGAAAGCAGGCAAAAACCUCUUUGACCCUGGCCGCAGCAACUUCUUACUCAACGCAUCUCCGGAGGCAAGGGAAACAAAAGCAAAAAUGAACUAUUGGGAACCUCAUCAAAAUAAAAAGCUUCUGCACAGUGAAGGAAACAUUCAGCAAAACUAAAAGGUAACCAUCAGAAUGGGAGAAGAUAUUUGCAAAGGACAUAUCAGUUAAAGGGUUCGUAUCCAAAGUCUAUAAAGAACUUCUCAAACUCAACACCUGAAAAACAAAUAAUCCAGUGAAGAAAUGGGCAAAAGACAUGAAUCGACACUUCUUCAAAGAAGACAUCCAGAUGGUUAACAGACACGUGAAAAAAUACCCAACAUCACUCAACAUCAGGGAAAUACAAAUCAAAAACACAAUGAGAUACCACCUCACACCUGUCAGAAUGGCUAACAGGAACAACUCAGGCAACAACAGAUGUUGGCAAAGAUGAGGAGAAAGAGAAACCCUUUUGCACUGCUGAUGGGAAUGCAAACUGGUGCGGCCAUUCUGGAAGACAGUAUGGAGCUUCCUCAGAAAAUUAAAAAUAGAACUACCCUACAACCCAGCAAUUGUACUACUAGGUAUUUAUCCAAGGGAUGCAGGUGUGCUGUUUCGAAGAGGCACAUGCACCCCCAUGUUUAUAGCAGCACAAUUGACAAUAGCCAAAGUAUGGAAAGAGCCCAAAUGUCCAUCGACGGAAGAAUGGAUAAAGAAGAUGUGGCAUACACAUACAAUGGAGUAUUACUGGGCGAUCAAAAAGAAUGAAAUCUCACCAUUGGCAACAACGGGGAUGGAACUAGAGGCUAUUGUGCUAAACCAAAUAAGUCAGUCAGAGAAAGGCAAAUAUCAUAUGACUUCACUCAUAUGUGGAAUUUAAGGUACAAAACAGAUGGACAUAAGGGAGGGAAGCAAAUAUAAUAUAAAAACAGGGAGGGGGACAGACCCUAAGAGACUCUUAAAUAUAGAGAACAAAUGAGCAUUGAUGGAGGGGUUGUGGCUGGGGGGGUGGGCUAAAUGGGCAAGAGGCAUUGAGGAAGACACUUGGGACAAGCACUGGGUGUUAUAUGUAGGGGAUGAAUCACCGGAUUCUACUCCUGAAAUCAUUGCACAACAUGCUAACUAACUUGGAGGUAAAUUAAAAUUAAAAAAAAAAAAAAAAAAAAGACAUUGCUUCUGCUUCAAUUAAUGGUAGAGGAGUUGAUGGAGUAAUUACCAUGGAAAACUCCAUUCUUUUGGAACAGCUCAGAAAAGAGUUCCAAGUGUAACUGCAAAUUAAUACUAGACAAGCUGAUUCGGGAAAAUGAGGCUCAUAGAGGGAG
Molecule: messenger RNA, 4545 nt
Organism: Panthera uncia (snow leopard)
Lineage: Eukaryota; Metazoa; Chordata; Mammalia; Carnivora; Felidae
Product: solute carrier family 22 member 9-like
Exons: 10
Coding region: 242-1900 (552 amino acids)
Biological process (GO): transmembrane transport
Molecular function (GO): transmembrane transporter activity
Source: RefSeq, a predicted model, not a curated record